CUUAUCCGCGUGGGAGCGUACGUCGUUGCGUCAGCAGGCGGCGAGCGCGCGGAACAUGUGGAGUAUGUCCUUACUGCUGCUGGCGACCGUGGCGGCGUCCCGCGAGUCUGCGGGCCGGGACCGGGGCCGGGCGGAAGGUGCUGUAGGAUGCAGUGAGGAUGAGCUGCUGUGUUUGAAUGGGCGCUGUGUUUCUGUGCUGAUGUUGUGUAAUGGAAAAGACGACUGUAAUGACUGGAGUGAUGAGCAGAAUUGUACUAUAUCAGAAUGUGGACAUCAUGAGUUCCAGUGCAAUAAUUCCUCAAUCUGUAUCUCCAAGUACUUGCUGUGUGAUGGUCACCAGGAUUGUCCUUCAGGGGAUGAUGAAUCUGAUGACCUUUGCAAGGACACAGCAAUGCAGCUUGGAAACUGUGGGGAGUUUGAGUUCCAGUGUAAUACUGGACAGUGUAUAGGGCUUCAGUCAGCUUGUGACAACUUUCCUGAUUGCACCGAUGGUACUGAUGAGGCAAAUUGUGAUCGGAAUGAGUGUUUGGAAGAAAAUGGCAAGUGUUCUGAUUAUUGCUGGGACCUUCCUUUGGGUUAUGAAUGUGCUUGUCCAUCUGGAUUGGAGUUGAUAAAUCACUUCACCUGUGUAGGAGAGGAGCCAUUUGUGAUUUUCACCAAUCAGGGUGACAUCAGGAAGCUGAGUAUUAAUAGAAUGGAAUACGAAGACUUAGAUGACAAUUUGAAAAAUGCAGAAAUAUUAGCCACUAAUAUAGCCUCAUCAACAAUCUAUUGGUCAGAUGCAACCAAUCAGGGAAUUUUCAGCAAGUCUAUGGACCGAGAAAGCAAACUGAUCAUCAGAGAUGUGCAAAGAAUUGGUGGGAUUGCUGUGGAUUGGAUAUAUGGCCACAUUUACUGGACUGAAUCUGAAGUCAGGAUGCUAUCUUUUGCUACUCUGGAUGGAUUGACAAGGAAAACAUUAUUCAGUGAGAAUCUAGUAAAGCCUGCAGCUGUGGUGGUUGACCCAUACUCGGGUGUCUUGUACUGGGCCGAUGUGGGAAAGCCAGCAAAAAUUGAAAGGGCUGGAAUGGAUGGAAUUGGCCGAAGCAUUCUGGUCAGCAUUGGGAUUGAGAAGCCUACAGGGCUUUCACUGGACUUUAUAAAGAAUCGUCUGUAUUGGGUGGAUGCUGGACUUCAUGAAGUAUUUUACUUAGAACUGAAUGGGUACCAUCAAAGAAGUGUUCUUCAUUCCAGAAAGUACCUGACAAAUCCAUUUGGGCUGGCAGUGUUUGAGAACUGUAUCUACUGGUCUGAUGAGGAAAGCAGGACUCUGUACAGUGCUGAGAAGUUUACGGGAGCUAAUGUGACAAUGCUGGCACAAAAUCUCACAGAGCCACGGGGCUUAGUCAUGUUUCACAAACUGAUGCAGCCAACUGGGAAGAACUGGUGUGUUGAAGGUCGUGCAGACUGUGAGUUCCUUUGUGUGCCGGCAAUUCACAUUCCUCAGCACUAUGCAUGUCUUUGCCCAGACAAUCUGAAACCUGAUGAGACUGGACAUGGAUGUAGAGAGGAGGUGAAUUGGAGUCCAUCCCAGGAGGAGGGAGAGAAUUCAGACAUGUCCCAGGAGGAGAAAUACAAAGGAGCUGAUCUGAGCAAUUUUGACGUAGUAUCUGUUGGAAUUAUUGCAGCGAUAGUGUUCCUGACUGGAACUGUUGUGACUUGUGUUACUGUCCAUUGGAGAAUGAUUUUUAGUCGCAUCAAGAAAUCACGCUGUUAUUCCCCAGUCCGCCUCUCUGCUAACAGUUCACUGAUCUACAAUGAACAAUACUCUGAGACUAUUUCCCAGCACUCUUUAUUGUGAGGAUGAAGAGGGACACAUUGUUAAGGGCAGGACUUGCAUUUUUGUCAGCAAUCCUGUGGUAGGUGGUAUUGUUCAUGUGACUGGAUACGCUGAAGAUCAUUGAACUGUUAAUGUUAUUGCUCAGGGUAUUGAUAAAGUAUUUAUUUAUAAUGUUCUGAUAUUAUUUAUUGUGGGAUUUAAUUUGGUGCACAGCAAGGGAAUGUGUCAAAAAAGCUUUUCAUCAAUGUUCCAUUAGGAACCAUUUAUCUGAUCCACAAAUAAGGCCAAAAUCAGAUGCUGUAAUUAAACACUCAAUGAGCCUUCCAACUGCACUGAAUAAUAUUAACAUAACUAUAAGAAGCUUCUUGGACACAUUCCCUCAGUGUUAAUCCCAUCAAUUUCUGUGCAAAUGUCACGUGAAAAUAAAAUUAAAUUUGCUGUUGAAUCUGUUAGCCAAGAACAGAGUUCCCAUGAUUUUCUUUUUUUUUUUGUUUUUGUAUCCCUUUCAUUUAUGUUCCCCUUGUAUACUUGUGGUCACUCCUGUCCUUAUUUCUGAGUGAGGUCUCCUUCUCACCGGCCUGGUUCACACAGUCUUGGUGAAGAUCCACUACAAUUGUUUGUUUGUGCGUAUGGUUCCUUACCCAUAUUUUCUGGAAGGUUCAAGAUAAAAGCUGAAAUACAAAUUUGAUCAUAGAUUUAAAAUGCAAUCACAGCAUCCUCAGUUAUUCAGACUUUACACAGUUUGAAAUAUCUGGAACUUGGAAAAGAAACAAAGCAGUGGCUGCCUAGUACUGUUUAUUGCAAAUUUUUUGUGCCAAAUUUUGCUGCUCAUAUUUGGAAGACUGUCUGAAAUAGUGUGGAAACACACAUUGACGUAACUUCUGCAAGGUAGUAGACAGGUAAACAUUUCCAGAUCUAAUCCUCAACUGAAAACUAAACAAGCUGUUAAUUGGAGCAGAAUCAACUGUGAAAGAACAAAUGAUGCAAGAAAUACUGACAUUCACUUUGCUUAAAAGUGGCAGGUAUGUUCUGUGAUCCAAAAUUCACCUUGAACAGAAGGCAUUUUCAAUUGAAAUGACCUUCAAUCAUCAAUCUGCUAUGAGAACCUAUCACCUAUGUUUAGAUACUUUGUUGUAAUUUUGUUCUGUAAAAUUAAUACUGCCUUUGGAUUAAUACUUUUUCAAAAGCCUGACAAGUGAUUAAUAACAUUUUGUGCUAAACUUCUGCUUGUAAACAGUCACCCCAAGCACAUCCUUGUGCUGUUUAUUUCUACAUUACUGAAGGGAAAUCAAAUAUCUGAUAGUGACUGCAGUUUAUGGAAUUGUUAGAUGUGGUUGAAAGACUAAUUCUCGGAUCCCUGUGUUGAAUUAAUUAUUAGUAAAGUGUUUGUGUGUUUAAGCCAUUAACCAACAUUCUGUUGGCCUGUAGUGCCACUGGAACGGUUGCUGGGAUGCAGGCUCUUGCCGAAGAUGCAAGCUCCUGAACUGGAGCCUAGUUUACCAAUAGCUUAGUCACUAUGUUUGUUCCCUGCUCAUUGCACUGCACAGGUUAGAUUUUAAACUGACCCCUGAUUAGAAAAGUACUUGAUUUCUGAUGGAAAUAGGUGACUGACCCAAGCUGCCAGCUUGACUCAGGGACAUUGUAGCCAAAAUCCAUGCUAACAUUCCCAUGAUCACCUCCUACAGCACAUUCUCUUUGUCUCUGAGCAGUUAGAAUUGCUAUUGCUGUAUCACUAUUAUUCCCUUUAAAUUCAUAAAUAUUCAAUUUACAAGAAGUUACACUGGAGUUAACAAGAACUGAAUGUUAAAACUAACAUUUUCACUGAAUCACGUGAAAGAAUAAUUUAGAAUAAUUGCGAAUCAAAUUUCAGCACAAGUUCGUGUUAAAUUUAUCAAUUUAAAAAAUCUUAUCUAUUUUAAUUAUUUUCAGCUGUGUCCUGUUACAUUGUUAAUUGAUUUUAAAAUGUUGGCAACAUUAAAUAACAGACUUAUGUUAAAAUCAAACUAUGCCACUGGGUUCAAUAAAAUCUCACAAAUCA
Messenger RNA from Hypanus sabinus (Atlantic stingray), 3857 nucleotides. Its product is annotated as very low-density lipoprotein receptor-like. Gene Ontology annotation, molecular function: protein binding; calcium ion binding. The transcript is spliced from 12 exons. The record is from RefSeq and is a predicted model, not a curated record. NCBI's taxonomy places the organism in Eukaryota, Metazoa, Chordata, Chondrichthyes, Myliobatiformes, Dasyatidae. Bases 56 to 1840 code for a protein of 594 amino acids.